Molecule: messenger RNA, 798 nt
Organism: Rhopilema esculentum
Lineage: Eukaryota; Metazoa; Cnidaria; Scyphozoa; Rhizostomeae; Rhizostomatidae
Product: putative OPA3-like protein CG13603
Biological process (GO): regulation of lipid metabolic process
Cellular component (GO): mitochondrion
Source: RefSeq, a predicted model, not a curated record
UACGAGGCAAUUUAAAUGUGGAUUUCUAAGAAUUGAAUUUUGGGGAUGUUUAGAUUUACAUUUUAAAGGCAUCAAAGUUGGAAAUUACAAUUCAAAUUAUGGUUGCAUUGCCUCUUUUUAAACUUGGUAUUCUUGUAGUAAAGCAAGCCUCGAAGCCUAUUGCUACACUCGUAAAAACAGGAGCUAAAAACAGUACAGUUUUAAGACGCAUAAUUUCGUUCCCAGCUCAAGGUUACAACACUCUUGAGCAGAGGUUCAGAAUGAAGCAAAUGGGGUAUGAGGGCAAGGCUCAAAUCAAACCUCUUACAGAUCAAGCAGCUGUGGAUCUGGCAGCGAAUAUCCUAAGUGAGGUUGUAGUUUUUAGCAUUGCUGUAAUUGUGUUGUAUGCAGAAAUGAAAAGAGGUCAAAUAAAGGAGCAAGCAAAAGAAGACGCUCAAAAUGAAAAAUUAUUAUCAUUACAAGAACAAAUUAAUGAUCUUGGAAUAGAAAUUGAAAAACAAUCCACACAAAUAAGAGAACUCAUGAGGAGAGGUUAGCUUUUGAAAUGAAAUUCUAUAGUACUAACUUAUCAAUGUGUGAUGCGAUUUGGCAAAACCUUUAUUCUAUGUUGCAGUGAUUUAAGCAGACUGUAUUUGGUAUUGUGUAGAGCCUGUAUCAUGUUCAGUUUUGUAAACAGAGUAAUCCAUAGCAGUGAACUUUCCUUACAUCAAAAUUUAAGAAGUCUAUUUAUACUUUAUUUACAAUUUUAUGUCUGGAAAUUCCCAUUGUUUUGUGUAUGUUUUGCUUAGUUGUAAAGUA